AUGGCCGCCACGCGCAUCCCUUACAUGCGAAUAACCAUGGGCGGCCGGUUCCCGCAAGCCAUCAAGAAGCUACACCAGGAAUACGGUGAUGUUAUCCGCAUCGCUCCCAACGAGCUCUCCUUUACUCACGGCGACGCCUGGAAGGCCAUCUACGGAACCCGCGCCGGGCAUGGUCAAAAGACCAAGGACUUCCGCUUCUACACACCCACCCCUGGCGGAGCGCCGAGCAUAAUCGUCUCCAACGACGCCGACCAUUCUCGCUUCCGCCAGUUAAUGUCACAUGGGUUCUCGGAUAGCUCGUUGCGUGGACAGGAGUCGAUCAUCAAGGGUUAUAUCAAUCUUUUGAUGCAGCGUUUACGUGAGAAGAUUAGCGAGGGCACAAGGGCUGUUAACCUGGUCAAAUGGUACAAUUUCACGACCUUUGAUAUCAUCGGUGACCUGGCUUUUAGGGAGCCAUUUGACUGUCUAAAGAACUCGGAUUACCACCAAUGGGUAUUCAUUCUACUGAGCCAGCUCAGGAUGGCUGGUUAUGCGAACGUGUCUCGGCAUCUACCUGGGUCCAAGCAUCUCCUCCGACUCAUCACGCCACGGCACAUCCUCUCGCAGAGGAGUACACACGUGGCAUUGACUACGGCAAAGGUCAAGGCACGGCUACACAAGCCCCACGACAGACCAGACUUCUUCAGUAAUAUCCUAAAACACGACAACACGGAAAAAGGGUUCAGCUUCCAAGAGUUAGUCAGUAAUGGGAGCACGCUUAUCAUCACUAAUUCUAAAACGACUGCAACUCUACUAUCAGGUGUGACCUAUCUACUCUUGAGGAAUCCACGCGUCCUCGCCAAGCUUCAAAACGAGAUCAGGUUCACCUUCACCAACGAGAGUGAGAUCAACUUGGAAUCCUGCAACAAACUCGAAUACUGUCUUGCUGUCCUCACCAAGGCUCUUCGCGUGUAUCCCCCCGUCGCACCCGGACUACCCCGGAUCGUGGAUGCACAGGGUGAUAUAAUCGCUAGAAACUAG
Messenger RNA from Aspergillus calidoustus, 1020 nucleotides. The record is from the annotation of a GenBank genome assembly. NCBI's taxonomy places the organism in Eukaryota, Fungi, Ascomycota, Eurotiomycetes, Eurotiales, Aspergillaceae.